Molecule: messenger RNA, 882 nt
Organism: Caenorhabditis briggsae
Lineage: Eukaryota; Metazoa; Nematoda; Chromadorea; Rhabditida; Rhabditidae
Exons: 5
Coding region: 1-882 (293 amino acids)
Biological process (GO): regulation of DNA-templated transcription
Molecular function (GO): sequence-specific DNA binding; zinc ion binding; DNA-binding transcription factor activity
Source: RefSeq, a predicted model, not a curated record
AUGAGCAAACCAAGUUCAUUAGAACAUUCUUGUCCGUCUCUUACUAUUACUGCAACUAAAAACUGUCAAGUUUGUGGUAAACUAGGUCAUGGAAAACACUUUGGCGCGUUUACUUGUAGAGCAUGUGCAGCGUUUUUCCGACGUUUCGCACAGGACAACAAUUUCAGGCCGUGCGAAAAAUAUAAAAUAUGUGGUCUGCCAAAAAAUGGAUGGUUCAAUUGCAAAUCGUGUCGACUGAAACGAUGCCGGAAUUUAGGAAUGACCAUGGAUAAUUUUCAAUUUGGACGGGACCCGUACGUCUCAACGAUUGCCAAAACACAGAAUACCAUUCCAACGACAGUCGACAUUUUUCUCGGAAAGCCAAGUUUGAUAAUUUACUGUGCACGGCAAUCAGGGUCCGCGGAUCAUUUCAAAUUCAAUGUAGACCUUCAUUACUUAUUGGAAAAGGCUGAAAAAGUUUUGGAAAAGGGUCCCGAAACAAUUAUAUAUUCUUCAAAUCCUCUUGAAAAGCUGUCUUUUGGACUCCGCAAAAUUUGCUGGCCCGAUACCAGUACAACAAAGACCGUUACAAAAUUUGGCAGAGACGAAACAUUUGCAUUGUGGGAAGAUGAAAUUUUGAAGGCUGCCAAAUGGCUCACCUACUUUGACGAUUUUCAGAUGCUUUCUAUGCAACUGAAGACAGAAAUAGUGAAAAGUGUCUGGAACGCGUUUAGUCGUUUGGUUCGAAUAGCUAGUGCAGCGAUGGCUAGAAAGUCGGAAGUUUGUGAGAAAAACAUGCUGGUGACGUAUAUUGGUGACGAAUUUUUAGUUGCUGAUUACAAGAAAAUGGUUUUCGACAUUUCGUGGUGCUCGAAUUAUACACACGAGCAACUGAAAUUGUGA